AUGCUCAUAUACAUCGCUUACCGGAAGGCGGACAAGUUUUCGAUUAAAGUCGCCGAAAAUGAGAAGGUCGGUCAGCUGAAGGAGAAAAUCAGCGAGAUAGGACACAUUCCAAAGGUGGAACAACUGCUGACCUUCGAUGGCUACUUCCUAGAGGACACCUAC
Messenger RNA from Dibothriocephalus latus, 162 nucleotides. NCBI's taxonomy places the organism in Eukaryota, Metazoa, Platyhelminthes, Cestoda, Diphyllobothriidea, Diphyllobothriidae. The record is from the annotation of a GenBank genome assembly.